This is a messenger RNA of Rhinichthys klamathensis goyatoka, 2369 nucleotides long. RefSeq names its product ribonuclease inhibitor-like. The transcript is spliced from 17 exons. Bases 1 to 2085 code for a protein of 694 amino acids. Lineage: Eukaryota; Metazoa; Chordata; Actinopteri; Cypriniformes; Leuciscidae. Gene Ontology annotation, molecular function: protein binding. The record is from RefSeq and is a predicted model, not a curated record.
AUGCGGAAGCCAUUGUUGAGUUAUUGUGGAGUCACAGAUGAAGGUUUUGCUGCUCUGACUUCAGCUCUGAGAUCAAACCCCUCACACCUGAGACUACUGGAUCUGACUGGGAAUAAACUAGGAGAUUCCGUUCCUCUGCUCUCUGCUGUACUGGAGGAUCCUCACUGUAAACUGGAGAGGCUGUGGUUGAGUAAUUGUGGAGUCACAGAUGAAGAUUGUGCUGCUCUGACUUCAGCUCUGAGAUCAAACCCCUCACAACUGAGAGAACUGAAUCUAGAUAAUAGAAACCUACGAGAUCCGGGUGUGAAGCUUCUCUCUGUUGUACUGGAGGAUCCUGACUGUAAACUGGAGAAACUCUGGUUGUGGGAUUGUGGAGUCACAGAUGAAGGUUUUGCUGCUCUGACUUCAGCUCUGAGAUCAAACCCCUCACACCUGAGACUACUGAAUCUGUCUAUGAAUAAACUAGGAGAUUCAGUUCCUCUGCUCUCUGCUGUACUGGAGGAUCCUCACUGUAAACUGGAGAAUCUGUGGUUGAGGAAUUGUGGAGUCACAGAUGAAGAUUGUGCUGCUCUGACUUCAGCUCUGAGAUCAAACCCCUCACAACUGAGAGAACUGAAUCUAGAUAAUAGAAACCUACGAGAUCCGGGUGUGAAGCUUCUCUCUGUUGUACUGGAGGAUCCUGACUGUAAACUGGAGAAACUCAGGUUGAGGGAUUGUGGAGUCACAGAUGAAGGUUUUGCUGCUCUGACUUCAGCUCUGAGAUCAAACCCCUCACACCUGAGAGAACUGAAUCUGACUGGGAAUAAACUAGGAGAUUCAGUUCCUCUGCUCUCUGCUGUACUGGAGGAUCCUCACUGUAAAAUGGAGAAUCUGAGGUUGAGGUAUUGUGGAGUCACAGAUGAAGGUUUUGCUGCUCUGACUUCAGCUCUGAGAUCAAACCCCUCACACCUGAGACUACUGGAUCUGACUGGGAAUAAACUAGGAGAUUCAGUUCCUCUGCUCUCUGCUGUACUGGAGGAUCCUCACUGUAAACUGGAGAAUCUGGGGUUGAGUUAUUGUGGAGUCACAGAUGAAGGUUUUGCUGCUCUGACUUCAGCUCUGAGAUCAAACCCCUCACACCUGAGACUACUGGAUCUGACUGGGAAUAAACUAGGAGAUUCCGUUCCUCUGCUCUCUGCUGUACUGGAGGAUCCUCACUGUAAACUGGAGAGGCUGUGGUUGAGUAAUUGUGGAGUCACAGAUGAAGAUUGUGCUGCUCUGACUUCAGCUCUGAGAUCAAACCCCUCACAACUGAGAGAACUGAAUCUAGAUAAUAGAAACCUACGAGAUCCGGGUGUGAAGCUUCUCUCUGUUGUACUGGAGGAUCCUGACUGUAAACUGGAGAAACUCUGGUUGAGGUAUUGUGGAGUCACAGAUGAAGGUUUUGCUGCUCUGACUUCAGCUCUGAGAUCAAACCCCUCACACCUGAGACUACUGGAUCUGUCUGUGAAUAAACUAGGAGAUUCAGUUCCUCUGCUCUCUGCUGUACUGGAGGAUCCUCACUGUAAACUGGAGAAUCUGGGGUUGAGGUAUUGUGGAGUCACAGAUGAAGGUUUUGCUGCUCUGACUUCAGCUCUGAGAUCAAACCCCUCACAACUGAGACUACUGGAUCUGACUGGGAAUAAACUAGGAGAUUCAGUUCCUCUGCUCUCUGCUGUACUGGAGGAUCCUCACUGUAAACUGGAGAAUCUGUGGUUGAGUUAUUGUGGAGUCACAGAUGAAGGUUUUGCUGCUCUGACUUCAGCUCUGAGAUCAAACCCCUCACACCUGAGACUACUGGAUCUGUCUGUGAAUAAACUAGGAGAUUCAGUUCCUCUGCUCUCUGCUGUACUGGAGGAUCCUCACUGUAAACUGGAGAAACUGUGGUUGAGUGAUUGUGGAGUCACAGAUGAAGGUUUUGCUGCUCUGACUUUAGCUCUGAGAUCAAACCCCUCACACCUGAGACUACUGGAUCUGACUGGGAAUAAACUAGGAGAUUCAGACAUCAAGCUUCUCUCUGAUCUAAAGAAUGAUCCACAUUAUAAACUGGAGACACUAUUAUGGUGAAUAAGGAGCCGCUACAGAGACGUCACAGUCACACAGACUGAAGACACAGAGACGUCACAGCGAUCUCACUUUCGUGUGUGUGUGUGUGUGUGUGACUUCACAGCAGUUUCUUGUUUGGAUCUUUUUGUGGGUCUGAAUUUUUUUUUUUUAAUCACAGAUGACAUCAGAUUUCCACAAUGAUCUAAUAGAGGAUUUGAACUCACUAAUAAAUAAUGUAAGAUUCUUCUAUUUGUGAUGAACCAUGAAAACUGCUGAAGACGCAUCUUUUUGUAGACUAAACUGGG